Stereum hirsutum FP-91666 SS1 is the source of this 2301-nucleotide messenger RNA. RefSeq names its product kinase-like protein. The record is from RefSeq and is a predicted model, not a curated record. Gene Ontology annotation, cellular component: cytoplasm; nucleus. Gene Ontology annotation, biological process: osmosensory signaling pathway; protein phosphorylation; cellular response to oxidative stress. Gene Ontology annotation, molecular function: MAP kinase activity; ATP binding. The transcript is spliced from 9 exons. Lineage: Eukaryota; Fungi; Basidiomycota; Agaricomycetes; Russulales; Stereaceae. Bases 159 to 1289 code for a protein of 376 amino acids.
GUCCACCCAUCCGUCCUCAUUGUCCUCAGAGGUCUCCUUGCCGUCAACAGACCUUCUGUUUUACCCAGCUUUCUUCCUUGUUUUCACGGUCUAUUCUCCCUAUAUCCAGUAAAUUUUACUGCCCAAACGACUCCGCAUCCGAAUCAGCGAAACAACGAAUGUCGUUCGUCAAACUCAGCAUCUUCGGUACCUCGUUCGAGGUCACGACUCGAUAUGUCGACCUUCAACCUGUCGGAAUGGGUGCCUUUGGUCUCGUAUGUUCUGCCAAGGACCAGCUCACAGGCGCGUCCGUUGCGGUCAAGAAGAUCAUGAAGCCCUUCUCAACCCCUGUCCUCGCCAAGCGCACCUACCGCGAGCUCAAACUUCUCAAGCACAUCCAGCACGAGAACAUCAUCUCCCUCUCUGACGUCUUUAUCUCCCCCCUCGAGGACAUCUAUUUCGUCACUGAGCUCCUCGGUACGGAUUUGCACCGGCUGUUGACGAGCAGGCCGUUGGAGAAGCAGUUCAUUCAGUAUUUCUUGUACCAGAUCCUUCGUGGCCUGAAAUACGUGCACUCUGCCGGUGUCGUCCAUCGUGAUCUCAAACCCAGCAACAUCCUCGUGAACGAGAAUUGUGAUCUGAAAAUUUGUGACUUUGGCCUUGCCCGAAUACAAGACCCGCAGAUGACGGGCUACGUCUCGACACGGUACUACCGCGCGCCGGAGAUCAUGCUCACCUGGCAAAAGUAUGACGUCGCGGUCGAUAUCUGGAGCACGGGAUGUAUCUUUGCGGAGAUGUUGGAGGGGAAGCCAUUGUUCCCGGGCAAAGACCACGUGAACCAGUUCAGCAUCAUUACCGAGUUGCUCGGUACGCCUCCCGAUGACGUCAUUGAGACAAUCGCCAGCGAAAACACGCUCAGGUUCGUACAAUCUCUCCCGAAGAGGGAGCGUGUCCCCUUCAGUGAGAAGCUGAGGUGUAAUGACGAGUCGGCGCUCGACCUGCUCGAGAAGAUGCUCGUCUUCGACCCACGUAAACGUAUCGAUGCCACCGAGUCGCUCGCGCACGAGUAUGUCGCACCGUAUCAUGAUCCCACGGACGAGCCCGUCGCGAACGAGAAAUUCGAUUGGUCGUUCAACGACGCGGAGCUGCCGAUCGAUACUUGGAAGGUCAUGAUGUACAGCGAGAUCCUCGACUUCCAUCAGGUUUCGGACCCGGGUGCUGCGGAUGGUGAGGCACCGUCGGGCGCGUUGGCUGGACCAGAGGGACAGUCGAGGUUGGGGAAUGGGAACGUUGAGCAUAUCGGGAAGUAAAUUCAGCGCGCAUGAGAUGCGGUUUGUCCGGAGAGCGAGAGGAGAGAGAGAUUACGAUCCAUUCUUCAAGACCCCAUGGACGAUUUGGUGUUGUCGACGGACUUGUAUUUUCUCUAUUCUGCGAGCGUAUAUUCCUUUUAUUCCCCCCUUCCCGUUUCUCCCUCGUCGGUGGCUUCCUCGUCGAGCUCUUUCUUGUUUGUGUGGUUGUGACUGUGCGUUCGUGCGUUUGUGUUUUUCUUCUUCUUUAUUUUGUCGUGGUAGACCGUGUGAAGUGUCAUCCGAUGUCAAUGUUCGUGUUCAUGUUCCGUCCAGUCUCGUCCCUGUGUAUUCCUGCCUCCAUUCACGCAUAGCAUUCACGCAUUCACUUUCCUUUCCAUGUCCUACGUUCACGGAGUUCUUUCUUGCCCUAGCUGUUGGUCGAUCCAGAGUCCUCGGGGGUUGUUAGUGUAUCAGACGUCGUUGUCCUUGGGGAGAAGAAGAAACAGAAGAAGAAAUGGUCACCGUGUUUUUUGUGUAUAGCUGGUGCUUGUGAAGAAUCGCGUGUACUUACUUACCCCACCCAGAGUCUUUGUCCGUGUCCGUGUCCGUGCCAGUUCAAUCGCAGUAUAACCCCGUACAUAUAUCCUUUGACCUUCCUCUCCUAACCGCAGGCCGCACUGAUCGAGAUUCCUUGUCCCGUUUCGUUUCUUUCACCUUUCUUCCGGGGAAUUUGUGAGCCUUAUGUAUUGCGACCUACGUCAUCUCGUCUUUAGCUUUCGUCUCAGUACCCGACCCCACUCACCCGCAGACUCUAGUUUUAUCUUGGCACCUUCCUUCCUUCCUUCUCUUUCUUGAAACGCUACCAUACACGCGAUCUUUUGUUGUUUACUUUCUGUGUCAUUCACGUUUCUAGUCUCGUUUCGUCUCGUUUCGUUUUGUUUACGCCACUGUGAUCUAUGACUUGUCCUAUAAUCCUGUAGCUGCAUUAAUUCUGUCCUUGCAUACGAAGGGAUACGAUAUUUUAUUGCAUUGC